Trypanosoma grayi is the source of this 603-nucleotide messenger RNA. RefSeq lists its product as hypothetical. The record is from RefSeq and is a predicted model, not a curated record. The transcript has a single exon. NCBI's taxonomy places the organism in Eukaryota, Euglenozoa, Kinetoplastea, Trypanosomatida, Trypanosomatidae. Bases 1 to 603 code for a protein of 200 amino acids.
AUGGUGUCAUUUUUCUCACAUGCCAUUAGAAGCACUGAAGCAGCACGAGACAAUGCGGCGUUGGCACACAGGUCCUCUUGGGAUGCGGAACAGAGCGCCGAAGAAGCAAUGCGUCACGCCCAUGCCAUACCGGGAACGGGAGGAAGCGGGGAUAGUGAUGAGGAGAGGACCAAGCUGGUGGAGGCCACUGAGGAAGCGGAGGAGAUGGCGAAGAAGGCUUUGAAUGAGUCUGAGAAUGCGCUCAGCAACGCCGCCGCGGCGCUGAUAUACGCCGAGACGGCUGCCCAAAGUGCUGCGUUGCUGUUGGGACUCACGGAGGAACCGGGCGUGAACGGCACUACCGCAGGUGCUGCUGAGGCGUCGAAUGAGAACCGAGGCCGCCAGCCUGGGGCUCAGACUGUCACUCCAAUAGGUGGCGCUGAUGGCGACGGUACAACAGCGCAUUCUCCUACACUGAAAAGCUUGGCAGGGAAAGCGGAAGGAGGAGCCGCGGACGUAUCGAGGAGGCAGGUGGCAAACAACUUGGCGCAUGUUAAUGGCGGAGCGGACACCACCGACAGUCCUGCGUGUGUGUGUGUGGAGCGCGGCUGCUGUUGCUGCUGA